This is a messenger RNA of Dufourea novaeangliae, 1540 nucleotides long. RefSeq names its product facilitated trehalose transporter Tret1-2 homolog. Gene Ontology annotation, molecular function: transmembrane transporter activity. The record is from RefSeq and is a predicted model, not a curated record. Gene Ontology annotation, biological process: transmembrane transport. Lineage: Eukaryota; Metazoa; Arthropoda; Insecta; Hymenoptera; Halictidae. The coding region runs from base 1 to 1518 and encodes 505 amino acids. Gene Ontology annotation, cellular component: membrane. The transcript is spliced from 5 exons.
AUGAGUAUCGUGCAAGGAAUGAACAACUCGAAUGGGUAUACGGAGAACCAUUUGGAGACCAAGAUGGAGCCCGAUUUCGACGAGAAGAAGAGACGCGAGAUAAAAGGUGUCACGUACCAGAUAAUCAUGUCUCUGUGCGCGAGUUCCUCUGUUCUGGGCCCGUCCAUGGCUUUCGGUUACAGUGCCGUGGUACUGGGACCGCUAAUGGCACCCACAAGCGACGUGCAAGUGGGCAGAGCUCAAGGAAACUGGAUAGCGACGGUGACUGCGCUGGGAAUUCCGUUCGGCUGUAUCCUCUCGAGUUACACCAUGAGACGCGGAAGGAAACUGAGCCUCCUGAUAACGUCGGUCCUCUCCUUCGUCGGCUGGAUGGUCAUACACUUCUCCACCACAUACGAGCAGAUCCUCGUCGGCAGAAUAAUAUCCGGAAUCGCGACCGGUUCCGCCGCGGUGCCGGCAACUGUUUACUGCGCGGAGGUCGCCUCACCAUUGUGGCGGGCCACGAUGGUUACCUGGACUAGCGUGUCGGUCGGCAUCGGUGUUCUGAUUGUUUACAUUUUCGGUUACCUGUUCGAGGACAACUGGCGACUGGUAGCUCUGAUGUGCGCCCUGUUUCCCCUGGUCUCGGGAGCGGUGACCUUGGCCGUCGUCCCAGAAACCCCGAUCUGGUUGUGGGACCGAGGUCGUCUAGACGAGGCGCUCGAGACCCUGCAGAGAUUCCGCGGCAUUCCAAAAAAUACGCCUCCCUCGUCGGACCUACUGCAAGAACUGCGGCAACGCCCGCAGAAGAAGAACCAGAACCUGAUGAGACACCUGCUGAAGAGGAACGCGAUCGUGCCGUUCGCGAUUAUGCUGACAUACUUUUUCUUUCAGCAGUUCUGUGGUAUCUUCGUGGUAGUUUACUACGCUGUCGACAUCAUCGAGAGCUCGGGGAUCACCAUGGACCCUUAUUUAGGGGCGGUUUUAAUAGGAUUGACCAGAUUGAUCGGCAGUCUAUUGGUCGCUGCGGUGUCUGGACGAUUCGGUAGACGGAUUCCAUCGAUCGUUUCUGGUAUUGGAAUGACGAUUUUCAUGGGUAUACUGUCUGUUUAUCUGGUGUUGGCGGACAAAGGAUAUGUCAUUGAAGACGGGGGACUGAUUCCUGUGAUCUGCGUGCUUAUGUACAUCUUCGCCAGCACUCUGGGCUUCCUGGUGGUCCCGUUCGCGAUGGUGGGGGAAAUUUAUCCUACGAAGGUGAAAGAGGUAUUAACAGGAGUGACCACGUGCGUGGGAUAUAUAUUCAGCUCGAUCACGGUGAAGAUUUACCCUGAUAUGGAGACAUCGAUGGGCACACACGGUGUAUUUAUAUUCUUCACGGUGAUGUCUUUCGUCGGGACACUGUUCGUGCAAUUCUUCUUGCCGGAGACGAAGGGAAAGACCUUGAUGGAGAUCGAGGAGAUGUUCAGGAAGAAGGACAGUCCUGAUUCGCCGGAGGCGAAGAGGAUGGUGGUUCUCAAAGACGUUUCCGCGGGUGUAUAGGACGCGAUUCUUGUACAGUUAU